CGACACAGAAUACUCAUUUUAUAAAUAUCAUAAGAGUACACAUGAUCAUUAUCGAUACACUAGCAUGAGCUUAAUUAUUCAAUAUCCAACGGGAUACGUUCACUGAGUCGACGGUGGGAGGAAUGGUAACGGAGGAAACCUAAAUCCAGGGAAACUGGGAAUAGUUACCGGAGGUAAUGGCGGGAACGGUAAUGGAAGACCGGGAAUACCUCCUCCUGAUGGAGGGAAUGGAAACGGAAGUCUAAAACCAGGCGAACCGGGAAUACCGGGAAUACUUCCUCCUCCAGGUGAUGACGGGAAUGGA
Messenger RNA from Arabidopsis thaliana (thale cress), 304 nucleotides. RefSeq lists its product as uncharacterized. Lineage: Eukaryota; Viridiplantae; Streptophyta; Magnoliopsida; Brassicales; Brassicaceae. The coding region runs from base 177 to 245 and encodes 22 amino acids. The transcript has 2 exons. The record is from RefSeq and is marked reviewed.